Mauremys reevesii (Reeves's turtle) is the source of this 1463-nucleotide messenger RNA. Its product is annotated as avidin-like. Gene Ontology annotation, molecular function: biotin binding. The record is from RefSeq and is a predicted model, not a curated record. The coding region runs from base 534 to 1226 and encodes 230 amino acids. NCBI's taxonomy places the organism in Eukaryota, Metazoa, Chordata, Testudines, Geoemydidae. The transcript is spliced from 7 exons.
CUGCCACUCCCAGAGACUAUGGGGAAAGUCGUCUUCUCCCUGCUCCUCGCCCUGCCUCUGGUGACCCUCGGGGCCUCCUCAGAUAAAAAGGGUCUGCUUUGAGCUGGGAUGGCCAAACCGGAACCCGGGCUCCUCGGGAGGGCUUCCCAGGGACUUAUAUAACUUCCAAAACCCAACGUUAAGAGAAUGGUGAGGAACGGGGAUGCCGAGGUCAAGGCCAGAUCCGUCACAAGUGCUGGCUAAUUUUGGAUGUCCCAUUUGUGAGGCCAAGGGUCUGGUUUGUCAGAGAACUUGGUUCUUGAGAGCACUUUCCACGCUCGAAGCCCAGCUCCCACUGACCGCAGCAGUGAGGGCCCCGCCCUUCUGCGAAUCUCACCCACGUCGUCUCGAGUCAGGCACCCAGAAAAUGAGAGCGCACUGGGGCUCUCGGUGACAAGGCUGGCGUAGGUGACUUGCCCAGCAUCACAUGGGACCCGUGUGGCAGAGGCAGGGACAGAAUCUCAUCCCCGGGGCAGCAUUCAGCUGUCGCCACCAUGAGACUGUCCUCUCUCUUCCUGCAGUCCCCUGCCUCAGUCACUCCGCACCUUCCAGCUUCUGCAACAAAGGAGGCAGGGGUCCUACGGCUCAUUCCCUGCACUGCCCCAGAGCAGUGCGUCCUGUCUGGAUUGUGGAGGAAUGAGCUGGGCUCUAACAUGACCAUCUCUGCCGUGAACGCCGAGGGGGGAUUCACCGGUUCGUACCUCACGGCGGUGACGGCCACCGACAAACGCAUCCUGGUGUCUCCCCUGAAGGGGUCCCAGAACCGCAAGAGCCAGAGGAAGCAGCCGACCUUUGGCUUCACCGUGAGCUGGACUUUCUCAAACUCAGUGACCGUCUUCGUGGGCCAGUGCUUCAUGGAUGAUAACGGGGAGGAGAUUCUGAAGACCAUGUGGCUGCUGCGCCAGGAGGUCAGAUCCCCCAGCGCCGACUGGAAAGCGACCAGGGAAAGGCUGGACAAGAACCAAAGGCUGGAAGCUGAAGCCGGACAAAUUCCCAUCAGAAAUAAGGCCCAAAUGUUUAACCCUUGGAGCAAAGGGCCCAGGGCAGUGCUGGGUUCUCCAGCUCCUCACGGGCUUCAGAUCAAACCCGGCUGCUUUUCUGGAAGAUGCUUCAGCCAUUCGCGAGUUACUGGGCUCAGGGUGGGGGGCAGCGUGGCUGGCCUGUGCUGCACAGAUCAGACUGGAUGAGCUGAUGGUCCCUUCUGACUAAGGGGUCGGCACAAAUGUUUUCACCCGGAUCAAGUGAUGGAACGUAGGUGAAUCUGUGAGGAGCGACGGUGCCCGGUGACCCAGCAGCACCGUGACCCCACUCUGCAGCCCCAGGGCUCCUGGUCCCCCCGUCUGGAAUUGUCUGAGAUCUCUCGAGAGCGUCUCGCCCGGUGUCAGGGCUGUUUGCUGGGCUGCAGAGGCGCUGUCUCUGUCUCC